AUGCGCGCCGAUGAACGCGUGCACGCAGAUGCCAGCGAAAUACGUCUCAACUCUGAACUUCAAAAUUUCAACAAGGCGAAUGCUGUCUCGAUGCAGCCUGCCACCCCGACAUCGACCCUCCGGCCGACCUAUGCUGCUCGCAUCCCCUCCAGCCGACCCCCAUCACCACGCCGGGCCGCGAUCAAUGCCCGUAUACCGCCAAACUCCUUCCUCCGGCUUUUCGUGGGUGCUCUGGCAAUAGCGGCAAGCAGGUCAUGGGUACUGGGACAUUCUGAGGAGGGUAGUGGAGGUGCAGGGUGGCUAGUACUGACGUACUGGGCAUUCCGGGUCUUUGAUGAGGCCCGGCUGAUAUGGAGUGGGCCGAGACGGAGAGGGUCAACUAGCCUUGGACAAGAGCGUUGGCAAAACAUGCUGGCAAAGAGUGGGACCUUGGCAAUCCAGUCAUUGUCGUUCUUUGUGGCUCUGGAAAGACUGGGACCCUUUCAGAUCGCGAUAAUAGGAUACACCGCGAGUGUUCUGGGGAGCGCCAAGCCGUCGAAUAUACGGUCUGCUGCAACUAUGGCUCCGAUAACCAUCGCCUCAAUAUAUGUUCUGGUACAAGUCUACUUGGCCCAUGACCACGUCCCAAUACUCAUUACAUUUGUCUACGCCCUCUCGACGCUUGUCAUUGAAGCUGGGUUGCUCCGAUCUGUGAGACCAGUCCAGUAUCAAGACAAGGAUGCUCAAAAGACACAUGUGGCGUUACGGCGAACUAUCGCUUCUGCUGGUAUCGCCGUUGCUGUAAUUUUUGGGCUCUUCUUGACUGGUACCCUUCCACUACCGAUACCCCUCUCAUCCACAACAUCUCAACUAGUAGGAUCAUUCUUCGCCGCUUUCCUUGUCCCCUACAUCCCCUUCUCCUUCAGCGCCAGCUCUCCAUCUCCAUCAUCCAUCCAUCUCAAAUCCUCCCGCGACAAAAGCAUCUUUCUCGCUAUCCUUCCCCUCCUCCAAUUCUUCGCGCUCCACCCGAUGCCUACGGCAAUCGAUGUUUUGGCGUUGUUACCUCUGGCAGUAAUCAGUGUAUGGAGUGUGGGCACACCAAAGGCUCAGUCAGAGGGGACAUGGUCGUUCCCAAAUCAAGCCCUCUCCACCGCUCGAACGAAAUACUCCUUCCUCUCCAUCCUCCCUCCCAAAUGGCGACCCCAUUUCCAAACAAUCAUGUCUUCCCCGACAUCCUCCAAGAUAUUCUACUUUCUCUUGUUGAACCUGGCGUAUAUGGGUGUACAGAUGGUUUAUGGAGUGUUCACGAAUUCUUUGGGAUUGAUCUCGGAUGCUAUCCACAUGUUAUUCGACUGCCUUGGUAUCGCCGUCGGUCUUUGGGCUUCAGUGGCGGCGACUUGGAAACCCGACGGCCGGUACACGUUUGGCUAUACCCGUGUUGAGACGUUGAGCGGGUUUGCGAACGGGUGCUUCCUGAUUCUCAUUUCUGUGUUUAUCAUGUUUGAGGCUAUUCAGCGAGUGUAUGACCCGCCCGAAAUGGAGACGCAGCAGCUGUUGUUGGUAUCUGGUAUAGGACUGGCAAUCAACUUGUUUGGUAUGUGGGCGACUGGAGGACAUCAUCAUCAUGGACACGGCCACGAUCAUGGGCACGCUCAUAGUCAUUCCACCCAUGAUCAUUCCCACCACUUGCAAGAUCACAGUCACGAUCAUUCACAUGCUUCGUCUCAGGUGGCAGCCCCGCCAAGGUUGCAGAAACGGAAAUCCUCCGGUGUGCUGAGUUCGGGGGCUGUGACGCCUAUCAGCAGUGGACGUGCUACGCCUGCGAAUCAUGAAGAAGGCCAUGUGCAUGGAGGCGGACAUCAUGAGCACGAGGAGUCUAAUGGACAUCAGCACCACGCUCAUAAGCACGACGAUCAUACACAUACCCACACCCCGCCGCCAAAAGCUCACUCUCACUCCCACGACUGUGACCGUGACCGCAGUCACUCGUAUGCGCACGCACACGAUGACCAUGACCACUCGCACAAUCACGACGACCACCACGACCAUGCGCACUCUCACAACAUGCGCGGCGUCUUCCUGCACGUUCUUGCCGAUACCCUCGGCUCCGUUGGCGUCAUCGUCUCCACGAUCCUUAUUCGGUUCACGGGCUGGACAGGGUUUGAUCCUAUUGCGUCGUUGUUCAUAGCGGCGCUGAUUAUGGCGAGUGUGAUACCGUUGGUGAUUGAUACGGGGAGAGUGCUGUGUUUGGAUAGUGGGGAAGUGACGGAAGGCGAGGUCAGGAAGGCGUUGGCUGAGUUGUCAAACAUAGAUGGUCUAGCCAAUUAUGCUGCCCCCAGGUUCUGGCCCCGGUGCGAGGGCGAAAUCGUAGGCUCAAUCCACAUUCAACUCGCCCCCGCCCCUUCAUCCUUCGACCCCGGGCGGCACGGCACCCCUCCCAACCAUUCCCACUCCCACUCGCACGCCCAUGGGAAGAAUGGCGAAGUGAUCUACAGUAAUGUGGCUAGGGUGGUAGCGAGGGUGGAGAAGGUGUUGAAAAAGAGGAUAAGAGGGUUGAGCGAGCUGGUGGUGCAGGUUGAAGGGGGGAGCGAGAAGAGUUUUUGUACGUGUAUGACGGGGGGAGGAAAGUGA
Messenger RNA from Cryptococcus wingfieldii CBS 7118, 2610 nucleotides. RefSeq lists its product as hypothetical. Gene Ontology annotation, molecular function: zinc ion transmembrane transporter activity. NCBI's taxonomy places the organism in Eukaryota, Fungi, Basidiomycota, Tremellomycetes, Tremellales, Cryptococcaceae. The transcript has 8 exons. The record is from RefSeq and is a predicted model, not a curated record. The coding region runs from base 1 to 2610 and encodes 869 amino acids. Gene Ontology annotation, biological process: zinc ion transport; transmembrane transport; intracellular zinc ion homeostasis. Gene Ontology annotation, cellular component: membrane; Golgi apparatus.